Molecule: messenger RNA, 864 nt
Organism: Symbiodinium pilosum
Lineage: Eukaryota; Dinophyceae; Suessiales; Symbiodiniaceae
Source: the annotation of a GenBank genome assembly
AUGAUUCGUCGAUUCGAUGCAUUGACUGAAGAGGAUGGAAACAACUUGCAGAUCUUCGUCUCGGAAGAUCUUCCUGAUGAGUCGGUGAGAGUUAAGCUGCUGAACAGCGACAUUUGCUUAGAUUCUUCUUCUGGCAAGGAGCUUGUCCCUUACCCAUGCUAUGCAGAUAAGCAGGAGAACCCCAAUCAAAUCUGGAAAGUGCAGAAGUCGCGCUUGGUAUGGGAGGAUGCCGCCCAGAGUAUUUGCGUUGAUGCGUAUGGCAGUCCCAGCAGCCUGCGUCUUCGCAAGCUGCCGCCCCAGCCUGUUUGGUCCCUUGCUGCAUGCGCCAACAAGCCUGGGCAACGGCUACAGAGGCAAGAUGUGAGACCUGAUGGCACGUUCUGGCUGCGAGAUCCGGAUGCUGGUAAGUGCUUGGCAGCGCGAAAAGUGCCCUCUUUGGAAACGCCGCUGGUUCUGGAACCCUGCACUGAUAGGCAGCGAUUUCGUGAGCUCCGUGAGCGAAAUCAAGUGCAACAUGUCUUAACUGGCUACUGUAUUGAUGCUGGCAACGAUGCGCCGAUCCUGUACCCAUGCCACGAGCCGAAGGCACUGCGUAAACAACGAUUUCAAGUGAAGGACACACCUGGCUGGCUUCAGCUGAUGCGUGGCUGGGAGGACAACGGCCGCAAGCGUUUUUUUGAGCGAUGCCUGGACCGUCAGCCUCAACCGCCCAUGCGAGUCCUGCUGGGCAAGUGUAGCGAGGCUGAGGCCAAGGCUGUGAAGUGGCGCCGAAUCAACUUUCGCGACACCCCCGAGUGGCAGCUUUGGCAGAACGCCCCUGUUCCAGCAAAGCCGCUGGGGGGCGACCUUCCGCCCAAGCCCUGA